GAGGCCGCCGCGUUUCUGCCUGUGCAAGGGGGACGGUCUUGCCACGAGUGACAGGUGAUAGAGCCAAUUGGCUCUGUCGGAGUACGUCUGACGGGUGGUAAAGGCGUAGAGACGUCAUCAGUCUGCCGAAGAUGUCGGGGAUUCUGAAUGCCACCCUGAGUUGGCUCAACACUGACUCGUACUGCGAGAUGGGCACGUAUCGGCACCGGCACUUCAUGGGAAGCUAUGACCUUAAGGAAAAAGCCCUGAGGAACUCCUGCACGCUUUAUGUGGGAAACCUCUCCUUCUACACCACAGAGGAGCAAAUCUACGAGCUCUUCUCUAAGUGUGGGGAUGUCAAGCGCAUAGUCAUGGGGUUGGACAAAGUGAAGAAAACUCCCUGUGGCUUCUGCUUCGUGGAAUACUACACGAGAGCAGAGGCGGAGCAUGCUAUGCGGUUCAUCGGUGGGACUCGUCUGGAUGACCGCGUCAUCCUAACAGACUGGGAUGUAGGGUUUAAGGAAGGGCGGCAGUAUGGCCGUGGAAGGACAGGUGGCCAGGUGCGAGAUGAGUACCGGACGGACUAUGAUGUGGGCAGAGGUGGCUUUGGCAAGAUUGUUCAGGAGCAGCAGAAGACUCAACAGACAGGGAUCUACUAACAGCUUCUUGGAUUGAGAAGAGGGGUUGGGUACAGCGAAGAUGAUUCGCAGAAGACAAGGAAAAGGUCACAGUGACAGUCUGCAUGUCCCGGGCUUCUUGUGUCGCUGUGACCUUUUCCUUGUCUUCCAUGAAUUUGUGCCUGUUCUGCCACAUCCAAGGAAUAUGCCCAAGAACCUCUGGUAGGGUGGGAGAGAACAGAUCAUGUGGAGUCUGGGUUGGUUGCUUUUCCUGUGUGGUACGUGUAGUUUGCUUGUUCAUUUCUGUUUUUCUGAGUUUUCCCUCUUUUUUGGGGGGGGGAAUCUAAAUAAAAUUGUUCUCUUAACAAUGGGUGAUGACAAGAUCUAGGGCCUUCUCAGUGGUGGCCCCCGAACUAUGGAACAGUCUCCCUGAGGAAGUACGCCUGGCGCCGACUCUGCUCUCUUUCCGGCGCCAGGUCAAAACCUUCCUAUUCUCUGAAGCAUUUUAAGUUACACUGAUUUAAUUUUAAAAAUGUUUAUUGUAUUGGAUUGUUGAUUGUAUUUUAGUAUUAUUUUGUUAUUCAUUGUAUUUUUAUGCUAUUUUAUGUUCACCGCCCAGAGAGCUAUUGCUAGUCGGGCGGUAUAUAAAUUUAAUAAAUAAAUAAAUAA
Molecule: messenger RNA, 1265 nt
Organism: Rhineura floridana
Lineage: Eukaryota; Metazoa; Chordata; Lepidosauria; Squamata; Rhineuridae
Product: nuclear cap-binding protein subunit 2-like
Exons: 4
Coding region: 132-638 (168 amino acids)
Biological process (GO): mRNA cis splicing, via spliceosome
Cellular component (GO): nuclear cap binding complex
Molecular function (GO): RNA cap binding
Source: RefSeq, a predicted model, not a curated record